This is a messenger RNA of Eubalaena glacialis (North Atlantic right whale), 714 nucleotides long. RefSeq names its product fibroblast growth factor-binding protein 1-like. The record is from RefSeq and is a predicted model, not a curated record. The coding region runs from base 1 to 714 and encodes 237 amino acids. Gene Ontology annotation, biological process: cell-cell signaling. Lineage: Eukaryota; Metazoa; Chordata; Mammalia; Artiodactyla; Balaenidae. The transcript has a single exon. Gene Ontology annotation, molecular function: growth factor binding.
AUGAGGAUCCACAGCCUCGCCCUGCUCUCCUUUCUCCUUCUGGCUGCUCCAAUGCUCUCGGUGGAGGCCAAAAAGGAAGGGAGGAAUAGACAGGGCAACAAAGUCAGCACAGAUAAACUGCAUACUCUAGGCGCGCCCCAGACUGAAGCAAGCAACCAGCCACCCAAGCGCCUGACCAAAGGCAAGUUCGUCACCCAAGACCAUGCCAACUGCAGAUGGGUGGUGACCAAGCAGGAGGAGGGCAUUGCCCUGAAGGUCGAGUGCACCCGACAGGACAACGAGUUUUCCUGUUUCUUCACUGGCAAUCCAACCUCAUGCCUAGAAUCAGACAAAAAGAAUGCCUACUGGAGACAAAUUGGCCGGAAUCUGCGUUCGCAGAAGGUCAUCUGUGGUGAUGCCAAGAGCAUCCUGAAGACCAGGGUGUGCAGAAAGAAGUUUCCAGAAUCCAAUCUCAAGCUGGUUAACUCCACUCUGAUUAGUAUCAAGAAGCCCAGCCAGGAGUUAAUGGAGCCCUCUCCCAAGGAGCAGAGCAAGGCCAAAGUGACCACCCCCACCAGCCUAGCAAAGACCCAGACCAUGAACACCAAAGAUCCUGAGUGUGUGGAAGACCCAGACUUGGUAAACCAGAGGAAGAUAGCCCUGGAGUACUGUGGGGAGCCCUGGAGCUCUUUCUGCAAAUUCUUCGUGUCUAUGGUACAGGGCAGUUCAUGCUAA